Entamoeba dispar SAW760 is the source of this 1782-nucleotide messenger RNA. RefSeq lists its product as uncharacterized. Gene Ontology annotation, cellular component: Golgi membrane; cytosol. Gene Ontology annotation, molecular function: syntaxin binding. Bases 1 to 1782 code for a protein of 593 amino acids. The transcript has a single exon. Gene Ontology annotation, biological process: endoplasmic reticulum to Golgi vesicle-mediated transport; intracellular protein transport. Lineage: Eukaryota; Evosea; Mastigamoebida; Endamoebidae. The record is from RefSeq and is a predicted model, not a curated record.
AUGGAAUAUAAAGGAGUUUUAGAAUUACAAAGAAAACAACAAAAUAUAUUAACUUCUAUGCUUAAAUUAAAUCAAAAUGAUAUAUUAAAUAAUAAUGAAGAAGAAUUAUUUUGGAAAGUUAUUAUUUUUGAUCAAUUUAAUAGUGAUCUUCUUUCAUUACAAUUAAGAGUAGGUGAUGUAAGAAAAUAUGGAGUAACUCUUAUGCUUAAUAUAAAACAACCACGUCAAAUUUUAGAUGAUGUUCCAGCUAUUUAUUUUAUAGAAGCAACAAAAGAAAAUUUAGAUCAGAUUAUUAAUGAUAUGAAAUCACGAAUGUAUUUAAAUUUUACUAUUUGUUUUUCAUCAAAAAUUUCAAGUGAAUUACUUCAAUAUUUUGCAAAUUGUUGUUUAGAAAAUAAAGUAGAAAGAAUGAUAUAUAAAAUAGAAGAUUUAUAUAUUAAUUAUCAUGUAUUAGAAACACAACUUUUUACAUUAUCUAUAUCUAAUUCAUAUCAAAAAUUUAAUGAUCCACAAAUAAAAGAAGAAAAUGCAUUAAAAUUAAUUGACAAUAUAACAAAUUCAUUAAUGAGUAUUUGUAUUACAUUAAAAGAAAUUCCAAUUAUUAGAGCUAGAAAUGGUAGUUUAGAAGAUGUUAUUGCAAAAGAAUUAACACAAAAAUUAAAUUUAUUUAAUAUACAAAAUCCUACAUUCUUUCAAAGAGGAGUAUCAACACGUCCAUUAAUGUUAAUAACUAAUAGAAAUCAUGAUAUUUCAGCAGGAUUAUUACAUGGAUGGAAUUAUCAAGCAUUAAUAAAAGAAGUAAUGGAAUAUAAAAUGAAUAGAGUAAAAAUUAAUGAUCAUUGGGAAGAUAUUGAUAUAACAAGUGAUUUUUGGAAAGAAUGUAAAAAUGGAAUUAUUCCAGAUGUAACAGAUAUUAUUCAAAACAAAACGAAAGAAUUAAUAACAGAAAAAGAAAAAUUUCAAGUAGUAGCAAAUAGUUUUGGUAUUAAUUUUGAUGAAAAUGUAGAAGUAAAUUUAAAUGAAGAAGAAAAAAAAGUACUUCAAAGUGAAGGAAUGAUGAAAUAUGGAGAAAAAAUGACAGAAAUAAGACAAUUAAAAAAAGAUAUUGAUCUUCAUACAAUAAUUGCAAGAGAAAUUAUUGAAAAUAUUAAAAAAAGAGAAAUUGAUUUAUUAUUUUCUUAUGAAGAUAAUGUUAUGUCACAAAUAACAGUUGAUCUAAAUGCAUUAAAUUUAUUUAUUGAAAGAAUUCAAAAUGAAAAUGAUUUAAUUCGUUUAUUCUAUAUUUAUUUAUUAAAUUCAAAUGAAAGUAAUUUAUUACAAAAAGUACUUGAACAAAAAAAUAUUUCAUUAAAAGCAUUAAAUUAUAUGAAAAAAUUAAAACAAACACAAGAAUAUUUAAGAUUAACAAAAGAAAAGAAAAAAGAAAUUGGAUUUGCUGGAAUGAUGAGUGAUAUGUUUGGUAAAGUUGUUGAAAGAUUAUUACCAUCUGAUAAAAAUAUGGCAGUUACUGUAUUAGUAGAUACAAUAACUGAAUGUAAAAAAAGUGAAUUAGAAUCAGAAUAUAAUUAUUAUGAUCCUAAAAUUUCAACUUCUAAUAUUUUAGAUAAUAGAAGAUCAAUUCAAUUUAAAGAUUCUAUUGUUUUUGUUAUUGGUGGUGGUAAUUAUACUGAAUAUUCUAAUAUUCAACAAUACGCUGAUAGAAAUGGUAAAAGAAUUAUUUAUGGUGCUACUGAAUUAAUGAAUGGUGAACAAUUAUUAUCUCAAAUUAAUUCUAUUGUUUAA